Sebastes umbrosus (honeycomb rockfish) is the source of this 2479-nucleotide messenger RNA. RefSeq names its product putative methyltransferase NSUN7. The transcript has 13 exons. Lineage: Eukaryota; Metazoa; Chordata; Actinopteri; Perciformes; Sebastidae. The record is from RefSeq and is a predicted model, not a curated record. Bases 199 to 2418 code for a protein of 739 amino acids. Gene Ontology annotation, molecular function: methyltransferase activity.
ACACUGAUUCAAAGUGCUCCACUAUGUUGAUGGACUAUUUAGAAAGUUGUUGUUUUUAAGUGGAGGCUCUACCUUGUCUACCUAGAGGAUUAAAGCGUUGUUUUUAAAACAAAUUAACGAUAAAGAGGAAGGAGAGAAGAGAGAGGAGACGCCCAUCAGAUCAUAACGGUGACAGAGAGAAAAUACAUCUCUAAGAAGAUGAUGACAGAUAAAAAUAUUGGACGCUGUCCCAGUCGCUCUUCCAAAUGCAAGACAGAAAAGGCUGGCUCCCAGAUUGCAAGCAGCAAGGACCUGAAACCUCUGGAUGAACUGACCAACAGUGACAUCCCUGCUGUUUCUCCAGAGUUCCUGACCACCGGCCAAGCUCAGCUGGGUUUUCCAGACAGAGUCUACCUGUUGGCAUCAGUCAUCUUCCAGAAUAACUACCUGGAGAAGCCUGUUCACCGAACGGUGAAUUACGGUAAAGAAAGAAGGCUCCCAUUACCUGAAGUCAAAGAUGAGGAGAUGCAACGUGCAGCUUAUGAGCUGGUCUUCAAUACAUUUAAAUAUCAAGAGCUGCUGGAGGAAAUCAUAAUUGACAGCUGCUUUUACCUCGCUCAGCCAAUGCCAAAUGAUCAGAUGGGCCUCGUCGCCGUCAUGCUGUUUGACUUCCAGGACAGAAAGUUCCUCCCACGAGAACGCCAGGGUAAGGAAGAAGAGAUCGUACAGGAAGUUAAAGAUGUGGAGAGCUUCCUCCUCAGGUAUAAAACCAAUCUGGCGGCCUCUCUGGCCCGCUACAGGGUCAAACACAAUCUCUCUUCCAUUGACAGUAUCCUACCGAAGAGUGUGAAGACGAAGCAGGACAGAUCAAGCAACCUUCCGCUUUACGCGUGGGUCAACACACUGACGAGCAGCCUUGAUGAGGUCCAAAGUGUGCUGAAGGGUGCGGGCUUCUCGCAGGUGAAAUCAAUUGGGCAGCUGGAGGGCCAGACCUUCUGCCAGGAUCCCCACUGUGGAGAUAUUCUGGUAUUCCCUGCUCAGCUGAAAGCUCAGCUGUACACCACCAAGCUGCUUAGCAACCACAAACUCGUCAUCCAGGAUAAAUCUUGCAGCCUGGGCCCAAAUGCAGUGUGCUCCCUGCUACCAGAGGAAGGAGAUGUUCUUAUGUUGGGCUUAUUCUCUGGCUUCACCGUCUCCCACGCUGCCUCCCUAAUUGCAGAGAAACACAAAGGCAACGGCAACGUCCAGCCCACAGUCUACGUUUGUGUCGGCGAUCAUACAGACGCUCAGAAGGAGAAGCUGCAGUGGGCCGUCACUGCCAUGGGCUGCAAGAAUGUGACGCUGAUACCAGAGGUCUUCCAGUCUUUGGCCUGCAGUGACAAGCGACUUCAGAAGGUGCGGGUCAUCCUGUUGACCCCCAAGUGUUCCGUGUCUGCCGUCAGCAACCCAGUUGAAUUCAUACUACAAGAGAAUGGAGACACAGUACUGCUGCAGGACUUAUCCCAGAGCUCCAUAGCCCAGAGCAAACUGGAAGCUCUGGUAGCCCAGCAGAGGAAGAAUAUUGAUCAUGCCUUGAAGUUCCCUAAGGUUUUGGCAGUGGUGUACUCUACUUGUUCGUCAUACCAAGAGGAGAAUGAAUACGUGGUGAGCAGUGCCCUGGAGCAUGUCAAUGCCCUCUCAGAGCAGGAGGGGGAACCAAAACAAGCGAACUUCAGGCUUAUUCAAUCCCCGUUCAACAUUCCUAACCAUGCCGAGGGUCAAGAGGAAACAGAACCCUUCUUCAUGUUGGAGCCCUCAGAACAGAGCAAUGGCUGCUUCCUGGCUGUUCUCAUCAGAGAGCUCGAGCCAGUGGUCAAAGAGUUACCACAUGAAGUGCUUAUGAGGGCAAAUGCCAAAGGCAUACUGGACAGGAUCUGCUCCAACCAGCCAACCAGAAAAGCUGGAUGGAAAAAGAGUCAUGGAUACACCAAAGUAAUGGCAGGAACUACCCACGCUCGCACCUCUCAGCCUCACCUCUCUCACGAGCGAGCGGUCAAAGAGUCACCAACAUCCAAAGCACAGCACCUGCAGGCGUCAAAAAACACUGUGUCCAGCUCCUUCUCUUACUCCAAACAAGAAAACAGCGCAUCCGAGGAAAGCAUCACCCCUGUAUUAAACACUACAACUUCCACCACCCCUCUGGAUCCCACCCCUCCUCCUGCUACCCAGGUUGCCCGUCCCCGCAGAGCUCAUCGGGAGGUGCUGAAGCUUGUGGAGCUCCUCCUGCCUCGCCAUAACUUCCCCGACAUCUCCUUCCCACCUCAGCCCAGCAAAAGCCACCACAGGUGGAUGCACUAUGAUAUAAAGGUACCCCUCUCCCGCUCCAGUGCUGGUCUCUUCAAGGAUGCUAUGGUCGGAUUCGGGCCUCUGUUCCAUUCUGGCAAACACCAAUACAAAUAGUAAAAGUGUUCACUUUUCUGCCAAAUGCUUACUUAAAGGGACUCUUUGUAAGAAUCAGAAA